Molecule: messenger RNA, 438 nt
Organism: Linnemannia hyalina
Lineage: Eukaryota; Fungi; Mortierellomycota; Mortierellomycetes; Mortierellales; Mortierellaceae
Source: the annotation of a GenBank genome assembly
AUGUACGAGGACCCGAUACCCCACUACCUAGCCUUCGGCAACACCACUGCCACCGCCGCCGCCAAUGGUUACCACGACCAACACCUCCACAGCAGCGGCCCAACAUCCCCCUACGAACAACACCUGAAUGCCGACCAAGAACUCCAACGACUCCACCAACACCAACUCCUGAUCCAACUCCGUCUCGAAGUCAACUCGCUCCGGACCCAGAUCCAACAACUUGAGUUACUAAAACAACAAUUGGUCCAACAACGCGAUUUGAUGUCCCCGGGGGAGUAUGACCAGAUGAUGGACCAGUUCUCGAGGACUUCUGCGUCCUUCAGCAGGAGUAUGCGCAGCGAGAACAUGACCAACUUCAUCACCAACAGUACUGUCAACAACCUCAGCAACAUGGACAGGGUCACCAGAGCUCUCAACAAGGAGCAGGAGGAGCGAUGA